UUUAAACACUAUCCUCAUCAUCAGGCCUAACUAUCAGUAUAGCAUGACUGUGACUGCUUACCUAUAGACAACAGGGAAUAAGUGCUUUUUUUGCACUUGCUACUCCACUUCUUCUUCCUCUUGCUCACCAUCUUGGUGGAGUAGUAAAGAAAGAUGAGUAAAUUUCUUGCCAUAGGCCUCCUGCUGCUGCAUCUUAUCAACCAUGGAAUCUACUUGGCGAAAGCAUGGGAUGAUAAAGAUUUCUUCAAAUACUGCCCACCGUCCCAGUGCAGCCAACAUGGCCCAGAGAUCAGGUUCCCUUUCUGCCUUGAAUCCAGCAAUAAAUCGUCGUCGUCAUCAUCAUCAUCAUCAUGUGGAUGUGACGGCAGAUCAAUCAGGAAGUUGGCAUGCUCUGGUCAAGACACCAUCCUAGUUCACCCAUUUCUUGGCCCAUACAGUGUCAGCGCCAUAGAUUACAGGCAUUCUUCCAUGAAGGUCAUCCCGCUUGUAGACCCCUGUUUGAUGCUAAACCAGAAUCUCAUCAUCUCCAGAAACUCAUCAUCUCUACAGAUUGAUGUUAUCAACGAUUAUAAGACAAAGUUUGACCAAGAUUUCUUUUGGCCUUCAUCUGCAGCCGUAGUACGCUGUUCAAGAGAGUUCUCACCUGGUGCUGACGAUAGAAUUGUUGGCCCAGUAUCCUGCCUUAGCAACGCAACCCACUUCUUCUAUUUCGUGGCUAGCUUUGCAGACAUGUCUAUUCUUCCGUUGGACUGCAAGGCCGCCCCACUCUCACAUGGUGUCAGUGGCAGUCUGAUACCUAUGUAUUGGAGUUGCAGCCUAUACAGCUCAGGGUCCUUCAAGGAGGGUGCAGAAACAUUCCUCAGUUCUGCUGAGACCACAGUAUGUUGGCUUGGUUCUGAAUGCAGAAAAUGUGAGCUCAUUGGGGGACGCUGCGCGUUCAGCUCAGAACGGAAUCUAGCAUUCUGUAUGCCUGGCGGUUCCCGUAUCAAAGUCAUCGCAGCUACAUCAUCGGUGGCCGCAUUUGUUGUUCUUUUGUUAACGGUGGCCACUGUGCUUUAUCUUUCACUCAAAACAAGAUAUAACGCGGAGAUACAUUUGAAGGUCGAAAUGUUUCUCAAGACAUAUGGAACAUCAAAACCCACAAGGUACACUUUCUUUGAAGUUAAGAAGAUGGCAAGACGGUUUAAGGAAAAAGUAGGGCAGGGAGGAUUUGGAAGUGUCUACAAAGGCGAGCUGCCAAAUGGAGUGCCCGUGGCAGUCAAGAUGCUAGAGAACUCUAGAGGAGAGGGAGAAGUAUUCAUCAACGAAGUUGCAACCAUCGGACUAAUCCACCAUGCCAAUAUUGUCCGUCUCCUAGGAUUCUGCUCUGAAGGAAUGAGACGGGCUCUUAUUUACGAAUUCAUGCCUAACGAGUCACUGGAGAAAUACAUAUUCUCUGAUGACCCUAACAUUUUUCAGAACCUUCUAGUACCAGACAAGCUGGUAGAUAUUGCUUUAGGCAUCGCCAGAGGAAUGGAGUACUUGCAUCAAGGGUGCAACCAGCGCAUCCUCCACUUUGACAUCAAGCCUCACAAUAUCCUGCUCGACUACAACUUCAACCCAAAGAUCUCAGACUUUGGCCUUGCAAAGCUGUGCGCAAGGGACCAAAGCAUCGUCACCUUAACUGCAGCAAGAGGCACAAUGGGCUACAUUGCACCAGAGCUAUACUCUCGGAACUUUGGGGGAGUAUCGUACAAGUCAGACGUGUACAGUUUCGGAAUGCUGGUGCUAGAAAUGGUGAGCGGAAGGAGGAACUCAGACCCGAGUAUUGAGAGCCAGAACGAUGUUUACCUCCCGGAGUGGAUCUACGAGAAAGUGAUCAACGGGGAGGAGUUGGCGCUUACUCUGGAAGCGACUCAAGAAGAGAAAGAGAAGGUGAGGCAGCUGGCGAUGGUGGCACUGUGGUGCAUCCAGUGGAACCCGAGAAACCGGCCGUCGAUGACAAAGGUUGUUAACAUGCUAACAGGGAGGCUGCAGAGCCUGCAGAUGCCACCAAAGCCUUUCGUCUCAUACGAAAACGAACCUGUGUCGUAAUAAAUCAGAAGAGGGACUACAAUACUCUGUCAACAUUCAUGGACUGGCAUACUCUACCAACACUGUGUUCCAUACUAGGUCUCGAGAUGUAAUAAUAAUACGGUACAAUUUGCAAGAUAAACGAUUUGUAGUUGGACUUGUGUAUUAUUAACAGCUACUCCCA
Molecule: messenger RNA, 2236 nt
Organism: Hordeum vulgare subsp. vulgare (domesticated barley)
Lineage: Eukaryota; Viridiplantae; Streptophyta; Magnoliopsida; Poales; Poaceae
Product: rust resistance kinase Lr10-like
Exons: 3
Coding region: 154-2073 (639 amino acids)
Biological process (GO): protein phosphorylation
Molecular function (GO): ATP binding; protein kinase activity
Source: RefSeq, a predicted model, not a curated record